UGUGAUCAUCGUGAUGACUGCAAAGACGGGAGCGACGAAGACUUCUGCUACUUUCCACCCUGCCACCCUUUGUCUCCUUUUCGAUGUGCAGGCAGGAGGUGUGUCGAGCACUGGGAGCGCUGUAACGGACAAGUAGACUGCGAUGAUCAUGCCGAUGAAGAUCGAUGUCAAACGAUGUUGCCGAAAGACAACACCCUGGAGCUCGACCUCCCUCUCAAAAUUGAUUUCGAUUCAAAAGGAAUGUUUUCUUAUUCACCAUAUAUCAACUUUGAAUAUAAUUCAUCCGAGAUGUUUUUUUGUCCGGAAUCACACUUCACGUGUGUCAGCCUUCAGCAGGUGUGUCUACCUGUCUACCUCCGAUGUAACGGGGUCAACGACUGUCCUGGUCACGAAGACGAGGCGGCAUGUGACAGGUACACGUGUCCAGGCUUCUACCGCUGCCGCGCCUCUCAGGUGUGUGUUCACGAGAGUCACGUGUGUGACGGGAUCUACCAUUGUCCUCAACAUGAUGAUGAAAUAUUGUGCAAUGAAACAUGUCCACACAACUGUGUCUGUCACGGCUGGGCUUUUGGUUGUUCUGGUAUCUUCCAUGCUGCUAGCUACCCUAACCUUCGAUACGUUAAUGCCAGUGGGACAGCAAUGAACUUGAUUGACUUUAAAAGUAAUAUCUAUCUCGUUCAUCUCAUUCUGCUUCGGUGUAAUAUAACCAUGUUGUAUGAGGUGACAUUGCCUAAUCUCCGCUUUCUGGACCUCAGCAACAAUAAAUUGACUCACAUUAGCAACAAUUUGUUUACUGGUCUAACACGACUAGAGUCUCUCAAAUUAAAUUUUAAUCCAUUGAAUGAAUUGUCUUUAGUUGAAACAAGACAAACAUCGUCUCUCAAAAUUCUCGACCUCUCUAACGUCCUAAUUCCGAAAUUUAACUCUGGUAACAUUUUCCUUCCGACCCUAACAACACUAAAUCUUUCCGGUAGCAACUUAGAUCACGUGACAGGACAGGGCUUUGAGGGAGCAAGAAGUUUAAGUUUAUUGGACCUGAGACGUUGCCCUAUGACUAUUUUUCCACGAGAAAUAUUUUAUAAUCUUUCUAAACUACAGGAGAUAUUUGCUGACAACUACAAGCUGUGCUGUCCGGCCAUACUGCCCCUGGCUUCGAUAUACUGGUCUGUUCACACCAAUUCUAUGUCUGCACAAAAUACAUUGAAGUCAAGAAAAGAGGUUACUAUUGCCAAACGUCUAAUCACAGUAGUGAUGUCCGACUUCUUGUGCUGGUUUCCUGUCGGCUUAACGGAAAUCCUUGCGUCCAACGGUAUCCCUAUAUCCGGAGAGGUCAAUGUGGGGAUCGCCAUUUUUGUUCUUCCUAUUAACGCUGCGGUCAACCCAUUCCUGUACACCAUCAACAUCUACCUGGAACUCAGGCGUCGAAGAAGGGAGGAAGAACGCAGGAAACGUAUAAUUGACCAACUCAAAUUUUCUAGUGGAUUCGCUGGCAAUGCAAAGACUACGUUAACUACUAAUGACACUAUGGAACUUCUUAAAACGUUGCUUACAAUGAAAACAUUUUCGCAUAUGGAUUUGCAGAAAAUGCUGCAAGAGAUUUGA
This is a messenger RNA of Pomacea canaliculata, 1602 nucleotides long. RefSeq names its product relaxin receptor 1-like. The record is from RefSeq and is a predicted model, not a curated record. The transcript has 3 exons. The coding region runs from base 175 to 1602 and encodes 475 amino acids. Lineage: Eukaryota; Metazoa; Mollusca; Gastropoda; Architaenioglossa; Ampullariidae. Gene Ontology annotation, cellular component: membrane. Gene Ontology annotation, molecular function: protein binding.